AUGGCCAUUGUUGGCCCGGACUAUAAAUUUAUAUGUGUUGAUAUUGGUGGUUUCGGAAAAAAUAGUGAUGGGGGUAUUUUCGAAACCUCAAACAUGGGAAAACGAUUUGAACAAAAUUUAAUGAGUGUCCCUGCACCUAGAUUUCUCCCUGGGCAAAAUGAAAUCUGCUCGUACGUCUUAAUUGGUGAUGAAGCAUUUGCUUUAAAACCAUACCUUAUGAGACCAUUUCCUUAUAAGCAGACUUUAGCAGACGUCAGAAAAGAGAAAUACAAUGUAAGACUUUGUCGAGCUAGAAGGGUCGUGGAAAAUGCGUUUGGUAUUUUGUCUCAAAAAUGGCGAAUAUUUUACAGGCCAUUAGAAACUAAAGUAGAUACUACUAUUCUAAUUGUACGUACGGCAUGUGUUUUACACAAUUUUUUACGAAGUAAAAGUGGCGAUGACAAAUAUUUUCAAUUCUUAGAUCCCCCAGAACCCGUGCUUGGAGCUUUUACUGAUAUAGCAAAUGAUCCUCGGCGGGCAGCAAGGCUAGCAUUUUCUACUCGUGAUAAAUUCGUAAAUUAUUUUAAUUCUGAUAUGCCUAUGCCCAAUAUAUAG
Messenger RNA from Acanthoscelides obtectus, 594 nucleotides. The record is from the annotation of a GenBank genome assembly. Lineage: Eukaryota; Metazoa; Arthropoda; Insecta; Coleoptera; Chrysomelidae.